Molecule: messenger RNA, 1346 nt
Organism: Abrus precatorius (Indian licorice)
Lineage: Eukaryota; Viridiplantae; Streptophyta; Magnoliopsida; Fabales; Fabaceae
Product: two-pore potassium channel 1-like
Exons: 2
Coding region: 65-1105 (346 amino acids)
Biological process (GO): potassium ion transmembrane transport; stabilization of membrane potential
Cellular component (GO): plant-type vacuole membrane
Molecular function (GO): potassium ion leak channel activity; calcium ion binding
Source: RefSeq, a predicted model, not a curated record
AAGUCUGUCACAACUUUAACCUUUCAGGUGGUUUGCUAACACAUGAGGUUCUAUCAGUAAGUUGAUGGGUAGUGAUGAAGCUCGAGAGUCAUUGCUUUCAGAAUCAAGAGAUCAUUCUCAUGUCAAUGAGAAAAGUGACCUCCAAAGAAGAAGGCCACGGCGUGGCAGUGCUUCAGAGAAAGAUUUCAAUCACCAAGAACAAAAUAUUGUCCAAAACCUUUUACACUCACAAUGUAUAGGUGCAAAACCACAAGCAGAAUUCCAUUUCAGGCCAAUGAUCUUGUUGUUAGCUGCAUACCUUGGUGUAGGUACCCUAUGCUUCCUUUUGACAAGUCAUCAAAUAAAGGGAAUAAAAACCAAUGGGUUUCUUGAUGCCAUUUACUUCUGUGUUGUGACAAUGACUACUGUUGGAUAUGGAGAUCUUGUGCCCAAUAGCCCAUUGGCAAAACUUCUUGCUUGCAUUUAUGUCUUCACUGGCAUGGCUCUUGUUGGGUUAAUUCUUAGCAAGGCAACAGAUUACAUUGUUGAAAAACAGGAAAUCUUCCUAGUUAAAGCCAUGUACAGGGGUGAGAAAUUUGGUCCAGAAGAGCUUUCCAAAGAGGCUGAAACCAACAAAGUUAAAUACAAAUUCAUGCUGGCGGCAUCCACUUUCUUGGUGCUCAUGGUUGUAGGAACUAUUUUUCUGUAUUUUAUUGAAAAUUUGGAUUUUGUUGAUGCCCUCUAUUGUGUUUGUUCCACAGUCACAACUUUAGGUUAUGGGGAUAAAAGCUUCUCAACUAUUGUUGGUCGUACUUUUGCUGUGUUCUGGAUAUUGAGCAGCACCAUGUGUUUAGCACAGCUUUUUGCAUAUCUUGCUGAAUUAUAUACUGAAGAAAGACAAAGAUCACUGGCAAAAUUGGUUCUUACUCGAAAGUUGUCACUUUUUGAUCUUGAGGCAGCUGAUCUUGAUGGAGACCAAGUUGUCAGCGCUGCAGAGUUUGUUUUAUACAAGUUGAAGGAAAUGGGAAAGAUCAAGCAAGAAGAUAUUUCACUUGUGAUGGAGAUUUUCAGAAAACUAGAUUUUGAUAAAUCAGGAACUCUGACAGAAGCUGAUCUCGUAAUCUAAAUCAUCUUAAUCCUUGACUUGCCUCCUAUUUCUCCAAUUUCAAUUUAUAUUGUAAUCUUUGACCUCAUCAACUUGGGGUCACUUGCAUCACUCCAUCAAAUCCUUGAUACAUUCAAAAGAACUUUGUUUAGUUUGCCAUGUAGCUAGUUGACCGUACGACAUAAAAGGCUGAACUGAGUGCCAGCCUCUGGCUAAGUCUCUGUCUUGUGACUUAUAUUAUCCACUUUAGUUCAUUUUCCUC